AUGCCAGCAGCUAUGGAGGCAUCAAGCUCCAAGAAGCGCAAAAGCACCAAAAAUGGCGGUGCCCCGUCCUCCAAGCGCCGCGCAGUAGCCGAGAACGAUGGCUUUGCGCAGUCAUUAUCGACCAUCCAAGAAUUAGAGGAACAGAUUGCGGAGUCGCGCAAAUACUAUAACAACAUUGCAACCUUGAUCUCGAUGCUGAAUGUUGAAACCAAUGCCAAGAAUCCAGAACUCGCUGUCGCCGUCUCAUUAUGCCGGGUGUUCAGUCGAUUGAUGGCCGCGGGCAGCAUGACUGAUUCUAGUCGUGCCGCUGAGAAUGAGAAAAUCGUCGUGGCGUGGCUUAAUGAGCGCUGCCAGGAGUACCAACGAGCAUUGAUCUCGAUCAUGCGCGAGGCUGACACCGCCUCCCAGAUUGCAGCCUUGACACUGGGCAUGCGCUUGGUAAAGGAACGUACCACCCAUAUUCCCGGACAAGAAACCUUGGCCUGGUCUACCCUGUUCAAAGAAAUUUUGGAAGCGGUUGUCGAGGCCCGGGAUAGCGAGGACUUACGGACCGAAUUUAUCACCAAAUUCGCCAAGGAAUACGAGGACGUCAGAUUCCAUACCUUUUCACAAAUAGAGAUUUAUGCUUCAUCGCGCCAAAAGUCGGACGUUAUCGACGCCUUGAUUGCCAUCCUUUCUGCCUGCGACGAUGUCCCAGAAGCCGGAUAUGAAAUUGACGACGAAGAGUUCUUUGCGAAACCGGAACCGGACAAUAAGCGAAUUCGGUCUAUCAGCGGCCACAAGAAGCGAGCACAAGAGGCGUGGUUGGCCAUUCUGCGAAAUAAUCUUUCACAGACGCAGCGAAAGACCCUCCUGCGUAUCAUGACGCAUAAUAUUGAGCCUUGGUUUACCCGGCCUGAGCUCUUGAUGGACUUCUUGACUGACUCGUACAAUGAGGGCGGUUCUAUCUCCCUCCUCGCUCUCUCCGGUCUUUUCUAUCUCAUCCAGGAGAAGAAUCUGGACUACCCGCAAUUCUACACUAAACUCUACUCCCUCCUCGACGCGGAACUCCUACACUCGAAGCAUCGAUCACGGUUCUUUCGCCUCCUUAACACCUUUCUUGCCUCUACCCAUCUCCCUGCGACACUCGUUGCAAGCUUCAUCAAGCGUCUCUCCCGCCUCGCACUUAAUGCUCCCCCGUCGGCUAUUGUUGUCAUUGUCCCUUUCAUGUACAAUCUCUUCAAGAGCCACCCCACGUGCACCUUCAUGAUGCAUCGUGCUAUCCGCGAUAAGGAUUUAGCUGCAGAGAUUGAGGCUGAAGGCAUGGAUGACCCCUUCAACCCGUUCGAGCUAGACCCUACCCGCACCCACGCGAUCGAGAGCAGUCUUUGGGAAAUCCAGGCUCUCCAGUCUCACUACCACCCAAAUGUUGCUGCUAUUGCACGCAUCAUCUCCGAGCAGUUCACCAAACAAGCCUACAACCUUGAAGAUUUCCUUGAUCACACCUACCAGGGAAUGGUUCAAUCAGAACUUGGAACCGGGGAGAGACCCAUGAAGAAGACACCUGUUGUGGAGUAUCAGAUUCCCAAGCGUAUCUUCACCGAUCGCUUGUUGGCGGAGGAUGGCGGUGUGGACUCCGGCGCAGGAUGUUUCCUGCGUGGGCUGUGGGACUUUUAA
Penicillium macrosclerotiorum is the source of this 1656-nucleotide messenger RNA. RefSeq names its product ribosome biosynthesis protein NOC4 (gene noc4). The coding region runs from base 1 to 1656 and encodes 551 amino acids. Lineage: Eukaryota; Fungi; Ascomycota; Eurotiomycetes; Eurotiales; Aspergillaceae. The transcript has 3 exons. Gene Ontology annotation, biological process: ribosome biogenesis. Gene Ontology annotation, cellular component: small-subunit processome; nucleolus; Noc4p-Nop14p complex. The record is from RefSeq and is a predicted model, not a curated record.